Messenger RNA from Capra hircus (goat), 6677 nucleotides. RefSeq names its product zinc finger and BTB domain containing 7A (gene ZBTB7A). Gene Ontology annotation, molecular function: RNA polymerase II cis-regulatory region sequence-specific DNA binding; protein binding; DNA-binding transcription factor activity, RNA polymerase II-specific. The record is from RefSeq and is a predicted model, not a curated record. NCBI's taxonomy places the organism in Eukaryota, Metazoa, Chordata, Mammalia, Artiodactyla, Bovidae. The transcript has 3 exons. Gene Ontology annotation, biological process: regulation of transcription by RNA polymerase II. The coding region runs from base 309 to 2096 and encodes 595 amino acids.
CCCCGGGGAGGGCGGCGGCCCGAGCGGCCGCGAGGCGCAGGCGAGCCCGGGGAUGCGCGGCCUAGUGCAGGCUGGGCCCGGGCGUGGGGGAGGCGGGCGGGCGGACCCAGAUCCGGGGUAAUUUGCAUCGCCCUCCCCCCAGCCCGGGUGGGGAUUGGCCGCCGGCGGCGGGGGGUGGCGCGGGGCCAGGCUCACUGCCGCCUCCCGGCCCCUCGGAGGGAGCUAGCCCAGCCGCAGCCGCCGCCACCGCCGCCGCCGGGGCCGGGCCCCCUCGCCGCUGCCCCGGGAAGGAGGUCUCGGCGCGGAAGAUGGCCGGUGGCGUGGACGGCCCCAUCGGGAUCCCGUUCCCCGACCACAGCAGUGACAUCCUGAGCGGACUCAACGAGCAGCGGACGCAGGGCCUGCUGUGUGACGUGGUGAUCCUGGUAGAGGGCCGCGAGUUCCCCACGCACCGCUCGGUGCUAGCCGCCUGCAGUCAGUACUUCAAGAAGUUGUUCACAUCAGGCGCCGUGGUGGAUCAGCAGAACGUGUACGAGAUCGACUUCGUCAGCGCUGAGGCGCUCACGGCCCUCAUGGACUUCGCCUACACGGCCACACUCACUGUCAGCACGGCCAACGUGGGCGACAUCCUCAGUGCUGCCCGCCUGCUCGAGAUCCCCGCUGUGAGCCACGUGUGCGCUGACCUCCUCGACCGGCAGAUCCUGGCAGCCGACGCAGGCGCCGAUGCCGGGCAGCUGGACCUCGUAGAUCAAAUUGAUCAGCGAAACCUCCUUCGCGCCAAGGAGUACCUCGAGUUCUUCCAGACCAAUCCCAUGAACAGCCUGCCCGCCACUGCGGCUGCCUCCUUCCCAUGGUCUGCCUUUGGCGCAUCCGACGAUGACCUGGAUGCCACCAAGGAGGCUGUGGCGGCCGCCGUGGCCGCCGUGGCUGCUGGCGACUGCAAUGGCUUGGAUUUCUACGGGCCCGGCCCCCCGGCUGAGCGGCCCUCGGCCGGGGAUGGGGAUGAGGGCGACAGCAACCCAGGUCUGUGGCCAGAGAGGGAUGAGGACGCCCCGGCAGGGGGCCUCUUCCCAACCCCCGUGGUCCCGCCAUCCACCGCCACGCAGAACGGCCACUACGGCCGGGGCGGGGAGGAGGAGGCAGCCUCACUGUCGGAGGCAGCCCCGGAGCCAGGCGACUCUCCGGGUUUCCUGUCGGGCGCGGCUGAGGGCGAGGAUGCGGACGGGGCUGAUGCGGACGGGCUGGCGGCCAGCACGCUGCUGCAGCAGAUGAUGUCGUCGGUGGGCCGGGCGGGGGCGACCACAGCGGGGGACAGCGACGAGGAGUCACGGGCGGACGACAAAGGUGUUGUGGACUACUACCUGAAGUACUUCAGCGGCGCCCACGACGGGGACGUCUACCCGGCCUGGUCACAGAAGGUGGAGAAGAAGAUCCGGGCCAAGGCCUUCCAGAAGUGCCCCAUCUGCGAGAAGGUCAUCCAGGGUGCCGGCAAGCUGCCGCGCCACAUCCGGACCCACACGGGCGAGAAGCCCUACGAGUGUAACAUCUGCAAGGUCCGAUUCACCAGGCAGGACAAGCUUAAGGUGCACAUGAGGAAGCACACAGGCGAGAAGCCGUACCUGUGCCAGCAGUGCGGGGCGGCCUUUGCGCACAACUACGACCUGAAGAACCACAUGCGCGUGCACACCGGCCUGCGGCCUUACCAGUGUGACAGCUGCUGCAAGACGUUCGUGCGCUCCGACCAUCUGCACAGACACCUCAAGAAGGACGGCUGCAAUGGCGUGCCCUCCCGCCGUGGCCGCAAGCCCCGCGUGCGGGGCGGGGCGCUCGGGGGGCCCGACCCCGCUCCAGCCUCGGGGGCCCCCGCGCCCCCACCGCCUGGCGCCCCCGCCCCGCCCGGCUCGCCGGAAGAUGACACCGCCGCCGCCGCGCGGCGCAAUGGCCAGGAGAAGCACUUUAAGGACGAGGACGAGGAGGAGGACGAGGCCAGCCCCGAUGGCCUGGGCAGGUUGAAUGUAGCGAGCGCCGCAGGGGGAGGCGACGGGGGCUCCAGGGCCACCACCGCCGACGGCAGCUUCGCGGCCGGACUCGCUUGAAAAACCAAAAAAAAAAAAGGCAAAACAGAAACCCGAGAAAGAGAGAGAGAGCAAAUCACCCACCACCCCCCAAAAACACAAAAAAAGAAAAUAUCUAUAUACAGAUAUCUAUAUCUAUAUAUAUAUAUAUAUAUACAGAUAUAUAUAUAUGAAGCGUCACAGAAUCUAGGGUAGUGCUUUUCUCCGAUUUUUCUCCUUCAUGACCGUUCUCCCCCUCCACGGGGACCCUUGCCCCACCUGCACCCCACCCCCAGCCCCCAGCCCCGCUUCUCCCCCACCCCAUCGAUGGCUUUUGGGGCUUGGUUUGGGGUUUUUGUGGGACACAAGGAUUCUGAACUCCCUGGGCGACCCCCACCACCACCACCACCACCACUGCCACCGGGUUUGGGGUCUGGGGUCCCAUCUGAGGCCUGAUCAGGAUCCCAGAUCCCGGCAGGGGUGAGGGUGGUCUCGGGGGAAGCUGGGGACCCAGGUGGUCUUUUCUUUUCCUUCCCUCACUGGUUUCUAGAGUCUAUGAGACAAGACCUUAAAAAAUGAUUUCUGUCUGCUGUGAGCGGACGUUAAAAUGGCCCCAUCCCCACCCCCACCCUCCUUCCUCAGGGCACUUCCUAAGUGGGGGUCUCCCCCUCCAUCUCUCUGACUGCCUCCCUGCCUCCCAUUCCUGCCUGUGGGCCCCCAUUAUAUCCUGGCCACUGCAACAUAAAUCUGUUUUAUUUCCAGGCGUGGAGAAAGGGAAGAAGAUGGGGAAUAGGGGGAUGCCAGGGUGACUCCCCAGGGGCCCCCGCCGCCUUCUUUCACGGCACUUACAACCUGGUGGGACCCAGUGGGCUGGCACUGAGGGCGUCCCUGCCACCCCCGCCUUCAUCCCCUGACCCCGUGAGACGCUUGGAGAUUGUAAACUAUUUUUCUUCACCCACUCCCCUCCCCAGCCCUCUCCCAGUUUUUAAAAGCACUUUUUAUUAGAUUUUUUCCCCCCUCUUUUCCUCCUUAAAGACAAAAUUUAUAUAUAGAUAUAUAUAUAUAUAAAAUAUACUUUUCCUCAGAGGAGCGGACAAUAGCGAGGGGGUGAAGGAGCCAAGAGCAGGAACCCAGGGUCUCACAGUGUCAGGGAUGGGGGAGCUAGAGUGUCCAGAAGUUCCAGUGUCACAAAAAGCAAUAAAAACAAGAUUUUACAAAAACGAAAGAAAAAAAAAACACAACAACAAGACAACCAACCACAAAUAGGAGUCUUGGCACUUUGUAACAGAACGGGUACUACACUUUAUCUUAAUUUAAAAAAAAUGUUUACAAGUUGCAACCAACUUCUAUGAAAAGUCAAAAAGACAAAAAAAAAGCGAGCGAGCGAGAGAGAGAGCGAGCGAGAGAGAGAGCAAACAAAUUCCUAAAAGUCGAUUUAUUUUUGUACAAAAUAAUAAAAAGACAAACCCACCACAGACGUAGAAUCCACUUCUGUUCCCCAAGGUGAGCAAAGGGGGUCAGGAAGUCAUGGGCGAGCGAGGGCAAAGCCUUCUAAGGCAUUUGUGCUUUACCACAGGGGCUUGCCUUCAGGCAGGACUGUGGGGUUUUUGUGUUUCUGCCGUGUCCCCCCACCCCCACCCCACCAAACCUGCCCCCUCCCCCUUCUGUCCCUUUUUUGGGUUCUGAUUUUGAGAUGUCUCAUCAACUGCUAGCCAUACAGUGGCCACCAUUGUCCGCGGGGACCCUCCUUACCGACUCCCCAGCUCAGGGAUGGGCCCGAGAGAGGGCUGGCCUUCCAACCAGCCAGAGCAUUCCUGUCUCCCUGCCCUUGUCCUCCACACACAUACACACCCCCACCCUUGCUGUCCCCCAACCUCCAACAUGGCCGCCCUUCCUGUGGCCACCGGGGAGCUGCCAUCUUGGAUCCACAAUCCCCGUCGAGGUGGGCAGCAGGGGGCCCCACCUCCAGGGCCUUAGAUUCCCCCUGCACCCCUCUUUUUACUCAAAGGCACUGACUGUAAUUGGGGGCUGGCACCUGCCUCCCCCAGCCUCUGGCCCCCACCCCCCCAAAGGCCCGGUGUUGACCGAGCCACAGGCCACGGACUGGGGCCAGGGCUGGGGAGACCCUGUUGCCAGAGGCCAGGGCACCCUUCCCCCAACCCCUAACUCCCUGUCGCAUAUGCAGCCCUAGCGUGGGACCCUGUAAAUAGACACUCUGCUGAGCUGAGACCCUUCCUAGUCAAAGCCCGAGGUGCAGGGGCAUCCCUGCCCCCCCCCCACUUCCAGCCACUGGCCCAUCACCCCGCACCCCUCUGUUCUGUGACAAACCCCAACUUGUUCUUGUUUUUAAAGGGAAGCUUUUAAAGAAGGCAACUGUCAUUAUUGUUUCUACAGGAUAGUUUUUGUUUCCUCCUGCCCCCCCUACCCCCCGAGCCCAUCAGCCCCCCAAAUGUCUCAGGACACCCCCUCCUGAGGGGGGUGGCAGGGGAGCCCAGGGCCGGGUGGCCCCGUCCACACCCCAGUGUCCUGAGGCGAGCUCGAGUGCCCAGGCCAGGGACCCCCACCCCACCCCACCCCACCCCAGCUCCCAGAGAGGUUCCCUGAGGGGCUCAGCCCUCUCCUACACACCCCCUUGCAAUAAAACCAACUGAAAAAUCACAACUGUCGUCCUGGCCAGGGGGGUGACCUGACUUAGGGGAAUCCAGGCCUCUAGGACUACGGGGUGGGGAGGGGGGCCAAGGGCUGAACCCCCGCCGAGCACACUUUAACACAAACCUCCUUGGGAAUUGCACUAGAUCCUUGCCCCCAGCUCUGCGCUCAGCUUCCGCCAGCCCUGCCCACCCACUCCGCCUUAACCCCCCUCUUGCCGCCCGCCCGCUAGCCUGUCUCGGGGGGCCACAGCAUCUGCAUGGGCCCAAAGCCGGGACCACCCCCCAACCCUCCCAGCUCAGCCCCCCAACCCCAACUCCGCGCAAUCACAUACUGUAUAUAGACGUGGAUCAAUUUUAUUUUUAUUCUUUAAAUUAAGGUCGUGAUAAAGUGUUGCCAAAGAUAACUGCUGAAUUCUCGCGUUUCAGGAAACAAACAAACAAAAAACUAUUUGAGGGGGAACGUGCUGACUGUUCAGAAAGGACAGAGCAAAAAGUUUUUUUGUUUGGUUGUUUUUUUUUUUGUGGUUUCUUUUUUUGGGGUGUUUUUUUUUUAAAACUGCCUGGUACAAAAAAAAAAAAAGAAAAAAAGAAAAACAGCGAAAUUGUUAUUUCCAUCAUCUUGGUGAAGCUGAGUGGAUGUGUGUGUGUGCGUGUGUGUGUGAGAGUGAGGUCCGGGCACAGGGGGAGCUCCAGGCGGGGGCUCUGGGGGCACCCCGGGGCUGGGGGCAGCAGUGGGCCUGGCAGGAUGGUGGGAGCCAGAACCCUCACCUGGAGCGGUCUCGAGCCUGCAGGACCAGAGAGAGAGAGAAAGAAAAUUAGCAUACUUGCUGCUGCUCCCUGGCUAGCCCCUCACCUUGAUCCCCACCCCGCCUUUUGAGAUUAAGAGAAAAAAAUAAAAAAUUAAAAAAAAAAAUUAAAAACCAGUGAAUGUAAAGUGCCGGACCAGGCCCAGCCUGGCAAGGGUGUGGGUCUGGGCCUGUACCCAGGCAGGCUCCCCCGGGGCCAUACCAAAGUCUGCCCCCGCCGCCACCAUGACCGGCUCGCCCAGGAGACCCCUCAUGGCCCUCCUGUCUUGUCACCCUGUUUGUACCUGGCUGUCCCUUUCCUUUCUUCUAAGGGAGUGGGGUCUUGGGCAGGGGGAGGAGCCCCCAGCCCCUUAGAGGGUCUUCUGGGGGAGUCUUUGCACUACUGAGAUCCAUCUUAUCCCAUGUGGUGGGACAGAGGCAGGGGCCCCUCCAGGACCAAGGCAGUUCAGGAAGCCAGGAUUGUAGGAGGUGAGAAACAGAGAGACUGAAAGGAAGAGCAGGAGAAAAAAAAUAAAAAUCCACACAAAAAGAGCAAAAAUCCUAUUUUUUGAGAAAGAAAGAUAUUUAUAUUUGCAGUUUUAUUUUAAAAAGUUAUUUAAGCUGAGGAAGCAGCCUUCCUGGAGCGGGAGUAGGGGGAUGUUGGCUGGUGCAGGACGGGUCAGGGCCUGGGGCACCCCAGGAGUGAUAACCUCAGAGUAAGACUAGCUCGCACUAAUUAUAUAGAUUUACAGGGGGGUGGGGGCAGGGCUGGAGAGGGAGGGGCCUGGGGAGACCCCAUUCCGCAGCUGGAGCUGCCUGAAGGCUGUGGCCACGGGUCCCCUCUGCCCCACCCGGGCCCACAGACAUGAGGUGCCUUGGACUUUGGGGGGCCAGGCCUGGUGGAGCAGGGCGGGGUGGCUCCCACGGAGGGCACAGAGCACAGAGCAGACAUUCCAGAGACUGUAUUUGAGAGUCUUUAUAAAGUGUGGGAGAUUAAAAAAAAAAAAUCAAUUGAUAAAAAUGCACUUUUUGGGGGUGGGGAGGGAGAAGCUUUAAAAGUAAUAAUAAUAAAAAAACAAAAAGACAAAAGAUGAUGAAAAACUAGACAAAAAAAUCAUUUUUCUUGUACAUAAAAAAAAAACCACUAAACGCAGCCUGUUAUGACCGCUGCUGUCUCAGUUGCCUGA